Messenger RNA from Salvia hispanica, 1393 nucleotides. It is a transcript of the gene NTRB, whose product is annotated as NADPH-dependent thioredoxin reductase B. NCBI's taxonomy places the organism in Eukaryota, Viridiplantae, Streptophyta, Magnoliopsida, Lamiales, Lamiaceae. Gene Ontology annotation, cellular component: cytoplasm. Gene Ontology annotation, molecular function: thioredoxin-disulfide reductase (NADPH) activity. Gene Ontology annotation, biological process: removal of superoxide radicals. The record is from RefSeq and is a predicted model, not a curated record.
AAAAAGCAAAACCCUAAAUCGAAAGUCGAAACCUUGAAUGGUCCACCCGCUCAAUUUCAAUUGAAAUCCCAAUUCUGAAAGCUUGAUGACCUACAACUGUUUCUCCAAAUUCCUCACCACUCUCAAGAAAGCCCGCAGCUUUAUCGGUGUCGCCGCCCUCUCCACCACCACCACAGCCGCCGCCUCCGCCGCACCGGCUUCCCCCAAGUUCUCAGCCAUGGAAUCCGACCUCCAGACCCUCAAAACACGCGUUUGCAUCAUCGGCAGCGGCCCCGCCGCCCACACCGCCGCGAUCUACGCCGCUCGCGCCGAGCUCAAGCCCAUCCUCUUCGAGGGCUGGAUGGCCAACGACAUAGCCCCCGGCGGCCAGCUCACCACCACCUCCGAGGUCGAGAAUUUCCCCGGCUUCCCCGAAGGAAUUGGCGGGAUAGAUCUCAUGGACAAGUGCCGCGCGCAGUCUGUCAAAUUCGGCACGCAGAUCUUCACCGAGACUGUCUCCAAGGUUGACUUCUCCGGCUUUCCGUUUAAGAUUUUUAGCGAUUCUAGGACUGUUGUUGCCGAUUCUGUGAUUGUAGCAACUGGUGCUGUUGCGAAACGCCUCAAUUUCCCCGGCUCCGAAACCUUUUGGAACCGGGGGAUUUCUGCUUGUGCCGUGUGCGACGGCGCGGCGCCUAUUUUCCGCAAUAAGCCACUUGCAGUUAUUGGUGGUGGUGAUUCUGCCAUGGAGGAAGCUAACUUUUUAACUAAGUAUGGCUCUAAAGUGUACAUUAUUCAUCGGAGGAAUGAGUUUCGUGCUUCGAAGAUUAUGCAGAACAGAGCACAGACGAAUCCGAAGAUUGAAGUGCUGUGGAAUUCGACAGUGACUGAGGCGUAUGGGGAGAGAACUUUGGGGGGAUUGAAGGUUAAGAAUGUGCAGAGCGGGGAGGUUUCAGAUUUGGCUGUUUCUGGUUUGUUUUUCGCAAUUGGGCAUGAACCUGCAACCAAGUUUCUGGAUGGGCAGCUGGAAUUGGAUUCGGAUGGAUAUGUGGUCACGAAGCCCGGCACCACAUAUACCAGUGUGAAGGGUGUCUUUGCUUCUGGUGAUGUUCAGGAUAAGAAAUACCGGCAAGCUAUUACUGCUGCUGGUAGCGGGUGCAUGGCAGCUUUGGAUGCAGAACAUUACCUUCAAGAGAUCGGUUCUCAGGAGGUGUGAUGAAGAUCCCGGAAUCUUGAUUUGACAGAUCACGGUGGGCACAUUUCCAAAAUCUGAGGAACUUAAGAGGGUGGUAGUGUCUCACCGAGGUUUGGUCAAUCCCCUCAAUUGGUUAAGCAUCUCUAUUUACAAUCCUUGUACUACUAGGCAUGCUAUUAUGUCCUUUGAUUUAAAUUAUAGUAAAGACUUAAUUCAGAUUUC